UACUAGUUAUUUUGAAACCACCAUAAUAAAUAUUAAGUAUGUUAUUUAGUUUAUUUACUACUGUGCUUGAUUUAACCUUCAACAUUACUGUACCAGAGGGAAAAAAACAAUUAUCUUCAAAGGCCUGUUUCGCGUAUAUAUGUACACACUGACGUCAUAGCGUAUGCGUUUCAGGCGCGCACGCUCUGAUGUCAAACCCCGCCCACAGCUAAUUCACAAAAGACUCGCCGCCGUGCCGAGCGCUCCCGUUGGCUACUGCCAGAGCCACAGGAAGCGGCGAGAUGCUCGUUGAUUGGCUGUAAAUCUCUUUGUGUGCGGGGCAGCUGGCGUCUGGGUUGCGUUUUUGAAUGGUCUCGUAUUGGAAGGCGAAGGCGUCCAUGGGCAGCACACCAACAAAGGAGCCAGGAUGGUGUUAGUCCACGUCGGAUAUCUGGUUCUUCCCGUCUUCGGUUCCGUAAGAAGUAGAGGAGCACAUUUUAGCAGGCACCAGCAUAAUCAUGCUACCUCCUGCCGACAUUUUCACCUGGCUGCUACAGCGACGCCCCUGCCCGCUGAGUUCCCACCCCCUCCCCUUGCCCCGCCUCAGUACCAGGAAGUCCCGCCCCCUUUCCUACCUCAGGCCUUACAGCAGCAAUACCUCAUCCAGCAACAGUUACUGCAGCGCAGACGCACACAGGAGCGAGUCUCGCUGAACACACAUCGGUUACGCCCAGGAUAUGAAUAUGCUCCGCCUCUUCACAUCCCACAGCCAAUCCCACAGCAGCCCAGAUAUCUGGCAGAAGGCACCGAUUGGGAUCUGAGUGUGGAUGCCGGUGUUCCUCAUCAGUAUCCCCUGCAGCAGAUUCCUCAGCCGUACCAGCAUUACCUGCCCUCUCCCAGGAUCCACCACCUUCCCAGGAGCAGUGCCUCCACUCAUGUGGUUGUCCAUGAGAUAAGAAAUUAUCCGUAUCCACAACUUCACCUGCUGGCGCUCCAGAGUUUGAGUCCCAGCCGACACUCUUCUGCUCUUCGGGAGAGCUACGAGGAACUGCUGCAAUUAGAAGAUCGAUUGGGAAGCGUGAGUCGAGGAGCGGUGCAGACCACCAUAGAGAGAUUCACCUUCCCUCACAAAUACAAGAAGCGGAAGCCUCUGGAUCUGAAGCUCUGUGAGACUGAUGAAGAGUCUGAUGUAGAUGAGAAAUGCACCAUCUGUCUCUCUAUGCUUGAGGAUGGAGAAGAUGUCAGGCGGUUACCCUGCAUGCAUUUAUUUCAUCAGGGAUGUGUGGAUCAAUGGUUGGCCACCAGUAGGAAGUGUCCCAUCUGCAGAGUUGACAUCCAGACACAACUCACGAGCGAGAGCUGAGAUAUUAACAAAUAACUCCCAUCCUGAGAGCUGGAGCUCUUCUUCUUCUUCUUCUGCUCUUAUCAAACACAUUCAUCAGCGCAUACAGAUGAAGAAAAGCACUGCUUCUGCAGGGUUUCACACACUGUAUAUUACCUACACGCAUAUACACCUCACUAUAAUCUUAACUAAAUGAGCCAUCCGAUACGCACUUAACACACACUCACACGCUUUACUGAGCCAAUGACAAUAACUGACACUACACACCUUCACACACACACAUGCUGGUUAAACUAAAGGGUUUGUUGUGAGAAGUGACUCUGUUUGUAGCAUACGUGUGUGUAUUUGUGCAAUUCCUUAAGCCAUGAACUUAACUAAAGACCCUCAGCUUGCAUACAAUACACACACACACACACUAACUAAUGAUAAUGACACACACACACACAUAUAUAUGCGUGUAUACAUGAUAAAGCUCUUUUUUUGGCGGAUAAGACACUGUCAUAUCCAAGUGUGUGUGUGUGUGAGUGAGUGUGUCGGUCGCUGUAUUUCUGAUCUGCAAUACUGCUUUAGUCUUACACACUGGAGCUAUUUUUGGCAUUGUUUGUGUGCAUAUGUACGCUUGAUCACGUGGUACGUGUGUGUUGUUAUUUAGUUGGUCAUGGACCGGCCCGGAUGGAACCUGCAGACACCUUUUCUGUGCUGAUUAUUUUAAGAAAGGUUUGAGCGUAGUAAAAUGUGUUACGUGAACAAUUUCAUUUUAAUGGAAGUGGGUCUGUCCAGUACGCAACAAAGUUGAGAGAAGUUUAACUUCACAUAAAUGAAAUGCAAGCAAAAAAUUUCACGUCAUCCAUCCAUCUUUCUUCGUUGUGACUAGGACAACCAAAUUUUAAAACGCCCCCCAAUGACCUCAUCAAAGAGACGGGCGAGACACGCAGUUGUGCACGCAGCGUAGUACAUAAAAUUAAAAUGAGUGACAUUUCAGUUUUGCGAAAAUCUUUGGCGCUGUGUCAGAAGUGACCAAUUUCACAACGCUACAGUAUUUCCCAUGGAUAUUUUUUUUAUGCAGCAAAUUUUUGCAUAUGCAAAUCGUUUAUGCACAUUUUUUCCAACCAUUUUAUAUUAUACACCUUACUACGUCCAUUAAAGGUGCAGUGUGUAAUUUUUAGAAGGAUCUCUUGACAGCAAUGCAAAAUAAUAUAAAAAACUAUAUUAUCAGUGGUAUAUAAAGACCUUUCAUAAUGAACCGUUAUGUUUUUAUUACCUUAGAAUGAGACGUUUUUAUCUACAUACAUCAAGGGUCCCCUUACAUGGAAGUGGCCAUUUUGUGACGCCAUGUUUGUACAGAGGCUCUUAAUGGAAAUUUUUUUGAAGUGUUUUCCAACGAUGACACUUUUUUUCCGGGGGGGGCCUCUCUGUGCAUUUCAAAAGCGAGGGGUGAGCAGUGGACUGAGCUGUUGGUUGCAAUUCGCAACAUCACCACUAGAUGCUGCUAAAAUUUACACACUGCACCUUUAAAAGUAAAAACAUGUCCCGUUUCAUUUAUAACAUUGCCAAGAUUAAACUGAACGUUCAAACGUAGAUGUACAAAAAAAUGUACAAAUCAAUAUCUGUGGCAUUUUUGCCCUUGUCUUUGGAUAAUUUCUGACACCACACCAUGGUUCGGUGUCUGCAGGAUUCGUGAGGGCCCGUCACCGGGUUCGCUGUGCACCAAGGUGCAUGUUGAAAGCCAAAAAACCAACACACAUUUUCAAAAAAAGAUUAAAAACAAAUAAAAAACAAUUCCGAGUCAUUUCAAAGACAGCAGGAGGAGAGUUGUUGUCUUAAAAAACACUCCAGGCAAAAGUAGGCGGAGACUGUCGUGAUUGGUGGUUCGUGUAGAUAGGCGCAGUAGUAGUUGCAUGCAUCUGUGCUUCGGUUGUCGUUUCAAGGUACACCUGGAAGUGUGUGUGUGUGUAUGCGUGUUUGUGCGCGUGCGUAGCGGUACGAUACUGCAUGAAUGUGUAUUAGCUCCUUUAAGCUGUGACGAUCUGUAACACUAUCAGACUCAUGUAGCCUGUAUGCGUGCGUGUUCGUAUGUGAGAGACCCUGCCAUGACCUUUGACCCUAAAUGCCUACUGUUAAAAGCACAUGUGAGCAUAGCUAAAGUGCCCGGCCUCACUUUGGUGCUGCGUUGCCAUGGUUACUGUAUUUAUUAUCGGUAUUUAAAAACAUGCAGUGUUCGGAAGGGGGCGGGGCUUGUGCGUGUCCAACCGUGUUUUUGUGUCACAGGUCUGCCCUCGUGGUUGCUAUGCUGGUUGCUAUGCUGUAUUGCUAGAACUACAAUGUAGAAUGUCGUGUGAUAGAGGACCAUCCACCAACAGCACACAAGCCGGUCGAGAUGGGUCAGAACCGAACGGCACAGAUGUGAUGUUUUUGCUCCCUAAGGCCUGAAACCCUCUGCACUAAUAUGUGAACGCCAAAUGAUUUUUUACUACAGUCAUGGAAGAGGAAUAGUUAUGCUUAACCAGUUAAACAGACAUAUAACAGGAUUGGGCACAAUGCGGCCCACCAAAAUUUGGGGUUUGUUUUUAUUUUUGUGCAGGGUAUGUUUCUAACGGACCCCCUAAGGUGACAUUGGAGUAAAAAAAGCUAAAGUUUAGUUUCAUGUGCUCACGUGAAACUUUCAUGUGCAGAAUUUUUUUAAGUUUAAGCGAAAGUUUCACGUGCGCACGCGAUAGUUUCACGUGCGCACUACUGCUAAUUUAUGCUCCAUGUCCCUUUAGGGGCUCCGUAGUUUCUAGUCUUACAGCUUGGUUUGUUUUUUGUGUAACUUUUCCCCUGAAAAUUUUUACAAUUUAUAAAAUGCAGAAAAGGGAAUGAAAUGUUUUGUUUGUUUGUAAAUGUGGCCUAAAACAAAUGUAUAAAUUUUUGCAAAAGUAGCAUCUGUCCGUCCUUCGUUUUCAUUUUAACCAAUAAGCUGCGGCCGUUGCUUCCAACGUGCAUUGGCUCCUCCCCCCAGUGUUCUGUGUGCCGAUUGGUGGAUGUUGGCUCACGUUGAUCGUUUACACAGGGUUAUGUCCGUUGAAAUGCCUUAAGUAUUUAACAAUCAUAAUUUAUUACUAACUGUAGAUAUCGUGGGUGCGUAUUUAAUUUUGUAUAGUCUCAUUUUUUUGCAAUGGAAUCAUAUUUUAUUUAUUUAGAAAUAACACAAAAUGAUUAAAACUCUUACCUCAUGUUUGAGUUGGUUUGCGGGAAUGCUUCGCAUGCGGUUGGUCGUGUUCGUGUGUGUAUCUCCCUUUGGUGCUGUGACCUUACUGACAUUCCGCUUGCUGAUUGGUCAGACACGGCAGCGGAGUGGGAGUAUUCUGGGUUUUGAUUCGCUGUCCUGUUUGCACUCUUAGUUUUCCAAGGCCACCCUCUCACUGGCAUCAUUUUAACCACUCUGGCAACCUUUGCAACACAAUCUUUCGUCUCUCUUUUCUCUUUCUUACAUUGUUAAUGUUUACAUGGGCUUUUCUAAUCUAUUCUAUUUUUAAUCAAUGGUUCCUUUUAUGUUUAUCUAUAUCUUCAUAUUUUGCACUGUAAACUCUUUCUUAACUUGUUGGGUUUUUUUUAUUCAGUCACUGACUGAUUCUCUGUGAUUAUGUGCCAAAACCUAGUGAGCUGCCUUCAAGACUGCAUCUAAAUGGCCCUUGUUCACAAUAGAGUAUCAUGUUUUUAGCUUAUGGCUUUUGAAAUCUAUUAAGCAUUAAGGACUGAGUAUACUUCAUCUUUUUACGCGUAUACAAGCAUACAGUCGAACGGGAAACCUUACAAAGGCUGCGUCCGAAAUCUUAUGCCAAGUUCAGACUGCACAAUUUUAUCCCUGAUUUUGAUUCGCCGACAGGUUUUGAGAAAUCGCAGGCAAAUCGGUGCUCGUUCACGCGAGUGACAAUCAAACAGUCUGACCUAUCAAAGACGCGAUCUGAGAGAAUCGCCGGCGAGUCGCAGACACCCGUGAGAUAUCUGGACCUGUCGACGAUUCAAAAUCAUGCCAUGUGAAAUGUAUUCUGACUGAAAAUAACAUCGCGAUGACCUACAGCCAAUGAGAGAGCAACAUUUAGGGCAGCUUGAAGUUCGGGAAGAAGUUUCCCCAACCAUGCAGUUUGUAUGGCAAGCUUCUUCCAGGCUACCAUUUUUAAUAAUAAUCCCAGUCUCACGUAGGAACUCCGGUCUUGCAUGCGUGACCUCGCGUUGUUUCCUUUUCACUUUUAGCGACCUUUUACUAUCCUAGUAAGGUCCAUUGAAUGAACACUUCGUGACCUAGCCGGAAGUAGUAGGUCAUCUGGGUACUUUUCGCCUACUGUUUUUGAAAACCUAUGAAUUCGAACAUACUAUUCGCCUCACCUACUGCUUUUUGCAUACUAUAUAGUAUGAAAACAGGGUUCCCACUGGUCUAUAAAAUCCUUGAAGGUUUGUGAAUCUGGGGGAAAAAAUUCAUACCAAAAUGCUUUUUUGCAUAGUUGUGUUUGACACAUGAAAACGUCUCUGGUUACGUAUGUAACUGUUGUUCCCUGAGAAGGGAACGAGACGCUGCGUCUCCCUUUUCAUACUUCCUGCGUCCCUGUAACGCCGUCUUUGGCAAUAUUUCAGAUAGCGAUAUACUUCCUGACUCCAGCAUCACCCUGUCUUUGUCGUUAAGCCUCACCAUUGGUUAAAUUUGAUAUACACAUUCAAACGCACUUAUCCCUGGAGUCGUCCCCAAAGUGUCACUGCAGUGACGCAGCGCGAGUUCCCUUGAAAGGGAACUAAAACAUUGUAUCUUUAAAGGUAACACAAUGUAACCUUGCUCUCACUUGAAAUGUGUCCCCACAUUUAGUCCUUGAAUUUGAGGGUAUUGGACCUGGAAAGUCCUUGAAAGGUCCUUGAAUUUGAACUUAACGAAGGUGUGGGAACCCUAUGAAAAGUAAGCGGUUUAGGACGCAGCCUAUGAUUGUAAGCAUACACAGGUGUUAGACGCAUGCUCAACAAAUUGCAAUACCUCCACUGGCCUGGAUGCACGUGGACGACUAUUUUCAUAAACUGACAUUUCAACCUCUCCGGUUUCAAAAAUAACUUUGUGCACACAUGUCAGUUUUCAGAAAAUGUUUAUUGACACAUACCCGUGUAUAUAUGCAGUCAAGAGCAUGCCAAACCUCUAGGUGGCGGUAGCUGAAGCCCACGUAAGCCAAUCAGAAUCCGGAAACAGCAAUGAAUCACUUCAACAAAAGUUGCACUUUUGGCGUAGGUGUGAGCUCUGGCGCAUACUGUGACGUUGGCUGGCUAAACAUCCGUUUGUCUCAGUUUACAUGCAACCGUGCAAACAAAGAUUUUCCAAAUCUCCACUCUGGCCGGAAUUUUUAGAAAGAAUCGGAUUCAGAGGCGAGUUCUCCGUUUGCGUGUAAACGAAGGGAAAUGUCUUAAUUUUUCAAAAUAAUCAUGUACGUGUAAACAGGGCCUGAUACUCACUAGGUUUUGAGACUGAUCCUGUAGCUUUCUGGCUAUCUUUCUUUUUUUUCUUUUGGAUUCUCUUUAUCCCUUCUGUCUCCAGGACAUGUGAAAUGUAUUCUUCUUACUUCACUUUGCAAAAUCUCUCUUUCUCUCUCAAUCUCUUACUCGCUCUCUCUCUUUCUCCCUGUCUGAGGCUUGAACUCUUUUAACCCUCGCAGGACAGGGUCAGGACUAACAGAGUAUGACAAAGCACAACAGAUUUAAAAUGCAUGUUUUUCUCAGGUUUGAAUAUAUACGUGACUAAAUAGAAGUAUACAGCUACAUAGAGAAAAUAGAGACUAGCGCAGAUGUAUUACUAACGGUAUUAAAGGAUUGAUUUUUUGCUGCUGCUUGUAUUUGAAAAACAAAACAAAAAAAGGCAUAAAUAAUAAAGUUGUCGUAAAAGUGCCAGUGACAGGGGUGCCGCGUGCUGUGGGUGUUUUUCACUAGCGGAUUUUCUAGCAAAAUAUAGACACAGAUUAUUUAUCAUUCAUAUUAAAGCAAUAGCGCCUCCUGCUGGUGUGACUGCUAGUACGUAUAACUGGUGGAGUAUAAAAAGCGUCUGUGUAAAAUGUUCGAUUUCUCUUUCGGUGGAAUUUUUGUACCUUAUUUAUUACUACUACUAAUGAUGAAUUUAAAAGUGGCAUCGCUAAAAUGUUUUUGGUUUUGUUCUGUUUUCAUUUCGUUUAAUUUCAAAGCUUGUACAUUAUCCUUUUUGUAUGUGCUCAUUUUGUAAUAAAAAAUGGCAAAAAUG
Messenger RNA from Paramisgurnus dabryanus, 7562 nucleotides. RefSeq names its product arkadia (RNF111) C-terminal like ring finger ubiquitin ligase 2Ca (gene ark2ca). The record is from RefSeq and is a predicted model, not a curated record. NCBI's taxonomy places the organism in Eukaryota, Metazoa, Chordata, Actinopteri, Cypriniformes, Cobitidae. Gene Ontology annotation, cellular component: nucleus. Gene Ontology annotation, molecular function: ubiquitin protein ligase activity; zinc ion binding.